Echinops telfairi (small Madagascar hedgehog) is the source of this 749-nucleotide messenger RNA. Its product is annotated as ferritin light chain-like. Gene Ontology annotation, molecular function: ferrous iron binding; ferric iron binding. The transcript has a single exon. NCBI's taxonomy places the organism in Eukaryota, Metazoa, Chordata, Mammalia, Afrosoricida, Tenrecidae. The coding region runs from base 196 to 663 and encodes 155 amino acids. The record is from RefSeq and is a predicted model, not a curated record. Gene Ontology annotation, cellular component: cytoplasm. Gene Ontology annotation, biological process: iron ion transport; intracellular iron ion homeostasis.
GGUCCCGUGGAUCUGUGUCUGGCUUCAACAGUGUUUGAACGGAACAGACCCGGGGACUCCCUGCCUCCAACCUUCCCCCGCGCUCCAGUUUCCUCUCGGAAGUAACUUCGGGACCAUCCGCUUGGGACCAGCCCCUCUUCUUGGGACCAGCGAACACUUUUAUUUGGCGUGUGGUGACCUCCAAACCGACGCAGCAUGAGCUCUCAAAUCCAUCAGAAUUAUUCCGCCGACGCUGAGGCCGGCGUCAACCGUCUGGUCAACCUGCACCUGCGGGCCUCUUACACCUACCUCUCUCUGGGCUGCUUUUUCGACUGCGAAAACGUGGCCUUGGAAGGCGUGGGGCACUUCUUCCGCGAGCUGGCGAAGGAGAAGCGCGAGGGGGCCGAGCAUCUCUGGAAGCUGCAGAACCAGCGCGGCGGCCGCGCCCUCUUCCAGGAUGUGCAGAAGCCAUCCCAAGAUGAGUGGGGUAGAACCCUGGACGCCAUGGAAGCUGCCCUAGCCCUGGAGAAAACACUCAACCAGGCCCUUCUGGACCUGCACGCCGUGGGGUCCGACCCCCAUCUCUGUGACUUUCUGGAGAACCACUUCCUGGACAAAGAGGUGAAACUUCUGAAGAAGGUGGGCGACCACCUGACCAACCUCCGCAGGCUGGCCAGCCCCUAGGCCGGGCUGGGCGAGUAUCUCUUCAAGAGGCUCACCCUCAAACACGACUAGGAACCUGCGGCGCCGAGCCUCCUGAGAGGGGCCCU